AUCCCAUCCUUCUCUCUCUCUCUCCAUACAUAGCAUCCCCACAUCCCAUCCUUCCAUUUCAUGUCAUGAACACCAUCAUCCUCAGAUCAUCAUAACCAUCAUUAUCAUUAUCAUUCUCAUCAUCCUCCUCUUCUUCUUCCUUGACAACACGGAGAAGAAGAAGAGGAAGAAGAGACGGAAGAAUAGCAACAAUAUCUUGGUCUCGACAUGGACCACGAGAUCAACGGCCGUGCUGAGGCCAUUCUAGAGCUUGUACACAAUAUCGGCACGGUCGGAGAUUUCGCUGCACCUCUGAAGAAGGAUUGCACCGAUCUCGCCCGUCGGAUUGCACUGCUCUCUCACCUUCUCGAGGAGAUCAGAGAUUUCAAGCCUUCUUCUUCUCCGUCAUCCUCCUCUUCUUCUUCUCCUUCUCCUUUGUGUUUGAAUGAUUUGCAAAUGGCCCUUGAGGCUGCCAAGCGGCUGCUUCUGGUUGGACGUUCGACGGACAAGAUCGUCCAUGAUUCAGCUAGGAAGAGGAUCGCCUUCCAAUUCCAAUAUGUAACAUGGCAACUGGAGAGAGUUCUUGGAAACUUACCGUAUGAUCAUUUUGAUAUAUCAGAUGAAGUUCGAGAACAGGUUGAACUGGUGCGCGCUCAGCUGAGGAGAGCAACAGAGAGAAAUGGAUCACUGAAUUUGAAAGUUUUUAUGGUAAUUUCGUGCAUCUUAUCUCAGACAGACAACAAUGGAGAUGAACAACACGCAUUGAGUAGGGCGAUUGGAGACUUAAAAAUUGAGAACAAAGGAACUAUCGAUCCUGAUUUCCAGGCAAUGGUUAACAUGGUUUCAGAAAUCUAUGGGAGGAAUGAGCAGAAUUUGGAGCAGAUGAAAUGCAUUUUUGAGAAUCUCAACAACCCUGCAUCAUCCGAUGCUGAUAAAAUCAAUGAAGACAGCAUCAAGAUAGAAAGCUUAGCUAACAAGAUCUCAGAAGAAAUCAAGAAACCUGAUUCUCUUGCAAUUCCCGAUGAUUUCCGUUGCCCCAUAUCUCUUGAAUUGAUGAGAGAUCCUGUUAUUGUAGCCACAGGGCAGACAUAUGAGCGGUCUUUCAUACAGCAAUGGAUCGACUGUGGAAACAGAACAUGCCCAAAAACUCAGCAGAAACUCCCAAACCUAACACUAACUCCCAAUUAUGUUUUAAGAAGCGUGAUUGCGCACUGGUGUGAGACCCACAAGAUCGAACAGCCCCAAGGAUUGUCGAAUGGCAGACUAAGGAAGAGCAACGGAUCGUUCCACCAAGUUAGUGGAGACACAACAGCCAUUGAAGCUCUAGUCCGUAAGCUCUCCAGUCAGUCGACCAACGAGCGAAGAAAUGCUGCUGCUGAAAUCCGGUUACUGGCAAAAAGAAGCACUGAUAACCGGAUAUUGAUAGCUGAGGCCGGAGCCAUUCCAAUUCUAGUCAAUCUCUUACAAACCGAUGACUUCAGACUACAAGAAAAUGCGGUCACAUCGAUUCUCAACCUUUCAAUCUAUGAGAGGAACAAAGGAUCGAUAAUGCUAGCAGGGGCUGUCCCCCCAAUCAUUGAAAUUCUCAGGCGGGGCAGCAUGGAGGCCCGAGAGAAUGCGGCCGCCGCCCUUUUUAGCUUGUCGCUCAUCGACGAGAACAAGAUAACAAUUGGGGCGUCGGGGGCGAUAAAGGCAUUGGUGGAACUGCUCCGCAAUGGGAGCACUCGUGGGAAGAAGGAUGCUGCGACCGCUCUCUUCAACCUGUGCAUCUAUCAAGGGAACAAGGCACGUGCAGUACGGGCGGGAAUCCUUGUCCCCCUGAUGAAGAUGCUGACUGAGAGAAGCAACUGCAUGGUCGAUGAAGCUCUAACAAUACUAUCAGUCCUUGCAAGCCACCAAGAUUGUAAGAUGGGGAUAGUGAAAGCAAACGUGAUACCGGUCUUGAUCGACCUGAUCAGGACAGGCCAGCCGCGGAACAAAGAAAAUGCGGCGGCCAUCCUGCUCUCGUUGUGCAAGAAAGACCGUGAGAACUUGGCCUGCAUAGGGAGGCUGGGUGCGCUCAUACCACUGACCGAGCUGGAGAAGAGUGGCACGGACAGGGCGAAGCGCAAGGCUACGGCAUUGCUGGAGCAUCUAAGUAGGGUGCAGCAGCAGAUGUAGGGUAUAGAUUUUAUUUUUUAUUUUUUUAACUGCAAUUUAAGUGUACACAGCAUUGUUUGUGCAUGGCAGAGAACCUUAGAUAAGAGAAAAUGAAGAGAGAUUAUCUAUUGGUUGCUGUCAUUCAUUCCAUUCUUUGUUCUGGUUUGUAUAAGUGUGUUUGAGGAUUGAUUUCAGGCCUGGAGAUGAUCCAGUUCUCAAAUUGGUGUGAUUGGAUUUGGAUUGGAUUUUAA
Magnolia sinica is the source of this 2369-nucleotide messenger RNA. RefSeq names its product U-box domain-containing protein 11-like. The record is from RefSeq and is a predicted model, not a curated record. Gene Ontology annotation, molecular function: ubiquitin-protein transferase activity; protein binding. Lineage: Eukaryota; Viridiplantae; Streptophyta; Magnoliopsida; Magnoliales; Magnoliaceae. Gene Ontology annotation, cellular component: cytoplasm; nucleus. Gene Ontology annotation, biological process: cell surface receptor signaling pathway; protein ubiquitination. The transcript has 4 exons. The coding region runs from base 208 to 2139 and encodes 643 amino acids.